Molecule: messenger RNA, 1020 nt
Organism: Ambispora leptoticha
Lineage: Eukaryota; Fungi; Glomeromycota; Glomeromycetes; Archaeosporales; Ambisporaceae
Source: the annotation of a GenBank genome assembly
AUGCCGCGUCACAGCAAAAACAACACCGCCCUCUCUUUUUUCACCUACGCCGAAAGCCAGGCACUGAAUUAUGGAACAAAAAAGCAACGUUUAGGACGUGACUCAAUGCGCGAAUUUGACGCUUGUUAUCUUUGCCUACAACGUGCUCGUGACCCAGUUUGUUGCUCGCAUGGUCAUCUAUAUUGUAAAGAGUGCAUCUAUGAAAACAUUUUAGCACAGAAGAAAGAAAUUAAACGACAGCAGCUGUUGCUUGAACAACGAGAAAAAGACGAGGCAGAGGCGGCUAAACGUAAAGAGGAAUUGGCUAAAGAAGCGUUGAUUCUUGAUUUUGAACGACAGCAAGUUAGAGUUGCGCCUACUGAUUCCUCUUUUUCGAAGUCUGAAAAAGUUGCUGAAAAAGACGAUGAAAGUAAGGACGAGGAUAAUGUAGAUAAAGGAAAGCAGGAAAGUCGUCGAGUCUCCGAGACUAAAGACGCGAAAGAUAAUGGAUUAGUAAAAGGUUUUCAACUGGACGAAGAUGAGAUAUUAGCGAUUUCAAGACGUGAACAUGAAGAAUCGCUGAAAAGAUUGGAAGAAGAACGAAUUAAAGCAUCAAAACCAAAGCUUCCAAAUUUUUGGCUGCCAUCUCUUACCCCGUCCGCUGACCCUGAUAAAACUACAUCAGCAAAACGUCAGACCAUGUGCACAGCAACCGAGUCUGAGCAUCCUAUAAGUAUCAAAAAUCUUAUUCCCACGAAAUUCACUGAAGUCGCAGAAAUAAAUUCAAAGAACAAGAGUUUUAUAUGCCCUUCUUGUCGCAAGAGUUUGACGAACACAGUAAAGAUUAGUUUACUGAAAACGUGUGGACACGUAAUAUGUGGCGUUUGCGUUGACAAAUUUGUAAGAAAGGCUCAUCGGUGCUUUGUAUGUGAGACGAAAUGUAAAGAGAAAGAUAUUGCUGAUAUGUCUGGAGAAGGGACCGGAUUUGCGAGUGGUGGCGGGAAAGUCGUAGCUCAAAAGUUUGAUGUAGCUUUUCAAUAA